Messenger RNA from Silurus meridionalis, 825 nucleotides. RefSeq names its product islet amyloid polypeptide. NCBI's taxonomy places the organism in Eukaryota, Metazoa, Chordata, Actinopteri, Siluriformes, Siluridae. Gene Ontology annotation, molecular function: hormone activity. Gene Ontology annotation, cellular component: extracellular region. Bases 172 to 567 code for a protein of 131 amino acids. The transcript has 4 exons. The record is from RefSeq and is a predicted model, not a curated record.
GGCUUGGAAAUUGAGCGCUAUAUUUGGAGAAGUGUGAUGUCACAAGUGGUUGAGGGAGAAACCUAUAACAGGCUUAGAGAAAACUAGUGACAGCACCAGUAACGCCUGCUGCUGCUCUCACCUUCUUCUAAACUACAGGAGAAAUUUCUGUCUGCUCUUCAGAAUCCUGCCAUGUAUCAUCUAAAAUUUCCUGCCCUGCUUCUUCUGCUACUUGUGCUGUUGCAGUGUGUGACCACGGCGCCAAACAACAGGUUUUUCAUCUCCUCCAAUGAACAGGUGGAUGAAAUGCUGGAUGGGAAAAGAUGGACAGCCCCAGGUUUGCUAAAGAACCCUUUUCUUGAAUUUGCAGAGAUGCGACCGGAGAGGGAACUCAACACAGUCAACAGCCCACAGCAUCACAUAGAGAAAAGAAGAUGCAACACGGCCACAUGUUUGACUCAGCGGUUGGCCGACUUCCUUAUUCGCUCCAGUAACACCGUCGGCACGGUCUACAUCCCCACUAACAUCGGUGCGAACACCUACGGCAAGAGGGACGUGUUCCAAUCAGCCAAUUCACUCCCUCUUUAGUCUCCUCUUGUGUAAAUAUACAAUACCCAUCCAUCGUAACAAAUCCAAAUGGUGAUGACACAUCGUCAGAGUGUUAUUUCACGGUUUUAUUUUCCUGUCUGUGCCUUUUAGUUACAAAACAACAAAAUCAUAACGAACGGUACGCUUGCUGCAAACAGUACAAUGUAAAAAUUGUACGAUGUGAACAACAAUAAUUUAUUUAUAAUUCAAAAAGUGUUUUAUUCUUUUAUUUUGUAAUAAAAGAAUCUUGAAAUUACA